Messenger RNA from Micropterus salmoides (largemouth bass), 2880 nucleotides. Its product is annotated as cadherin-related family member 5. Gene Ontology annotation, biological process: cell morphogenesis; multicellular organism development; cell-cell junction assembly. Lineage: Eukaryota; Metazoa; Chordata; Actinopteri; Centrarchiformes; Centrarchidae. The record is from RefSeq and is a predicted model, not a curated record. Gene Ontology annotation, cellular component: adherens junction; catenin complex; membrane. Gene Ontology annotation, molecular function: calcium ion binding; cadherin binding.
AUGGCCCUCAUUGAACUGAAAUGGAGUUUCAUUCUGGCCAAGGCUCUAGUCUUCUCACUGCUGGUCCUCCUAUGUUUGCACACAGCCAAAGGCAUGUCAGGGUGGGGUGGAUGUUUGGAUGGUCAGGAUGUAUUUGCAACAGUCAGAGAGAACAGCCUUCCCGGAGAAGUGGUUGCUGAACUCUUGGCUGACACCACAAUGGAGGGAGUUCACUGGAGCCUGGAUGGAAAGGAUGCUGAUUGGUUUGUCUUGGAUGAAAGAAACAUCCGGCUGAACACAUCAGCUGACAAGCUCCUUGACCGAGAGGCCCAGGGUCCUGUCCUAAUGGCUGAGCUGUCAUGUUAUGAGGAGGACACCCUUCAGGGUGUUUACAGGAUCAUGGUCGAAAUUCUCAAUGAGAACGAUAAUUCCCCUGUGUUUUCAGAAGACACUGUCCAGUCUCUUAUUAUCAGUGAGCUGACGCCAGUGAAUACUGUGGUCUUUACUGUCCAGGCCACAGACGCAGAUAACGACAAGAUAAUUUACUCCAUUGACCAGACAUCACCUGAUGCAGAGUACUUCAAGGUUGAUCUCCCCAACAGUGGAGAAGUGAUCCUGUCCAAGCCUCUAGACUAUGAGACCAAAACCCUGCUUACCGUCACUAUCCAAGCCUCGGAAAUGAGCACUGCUGAGCACUUCAAUAUCAGCACCAACAUCACUAUCACUGUCCUGGAUGGAGAUGACCAGUACCCACAGUUCCUGCCCUGCGUGCUGCUUUUCCAGGAUGAGACCAGUCGUGUCUGCACCAGCCCUGUGUACACAGUCAAUGUCACAGAGGGGGAAGAGGACAUUGUGUUGGACUUCUCUCCUGGUCCCAUUCAUGCAGUGGACGGAGACAGAGGACUGAGCUCUCCAGUCAGCUAUGCCAUUCUCUCGGGAGACGAUGAUCAGCGUUUCCUGAUGGACAGAGAGACGGGAGAGGUGAAGCUGACUCGGGGGGUUACAGACAGACUUUCAAAUCCAGCACUGAAUCUACAGGUCAUGGCAUACCAGGACGACGACCCAAGGAAGUAUUCUGUUGCUACAGUGUUGGUACGGGUUCUGGCAGUGAACCAGUUUUAUCGGUUUGACAUGGCUGAAUAUCAAGGCUUUGCAACUGCAGGAAAGAGUGCUGCCUCUCUUGUCAGUACCUAUGGCAGCAAACCACUCAUGUUACAUGUGCAAGAUCAAGACUUUAACAAUGGUUUCAACCCUAUGAUCCACUAUACUUUCAGUCCGACAUCCAAUCACACAGACAUCUACCAAAUCACACAAGAGGGGCUUCUGAUCGUCAGGACCAAUCAACUCAAACCAAAACAUAAACACAUUCUAGAGGUAAUGGCUAUAGACCAGGAGUCAGGUGAUGUCAUCUUUGCUACUGUAGUGGUGGACGUGUUAUCUGAAGGACAGUCAAUCCCUCUUAGUCCACUGGGAGAUGGCGGUCUGACAGGCUGUACUGUGGGCAAAGCGUUGUUCCUGAGCAUGGUGUUCAUGGCUGUACUUGGAUGUAUCCUGUCUAUCCUGAUGUGGCUGAAGAAGAAACACAAGGGAAAGAGGGACCCACUGCAGAGAGGCUGCGUGGCCCAGGGCAAACACCCCAAUGUGAGCUUACGAUGGUUCCAACUGGUGAGUCACGGUAGUACCAUGCCACACAUGGAGGAAGUACCCUACAACAAUGAAGAAUAUGGAAACUGCAAUCCCUGCUUCCCCAACAAACCUAGCAUCUGCGCCCACCAAGACCCCCCCCCUGCCGAGGACCCCUCCUCUAGUUCACCCACCUUUCACCCAGCUACUGUGGCUGCUUCUCCAUCCAAAGAUAACCCUGGUUCACCAACUGAUGUAUUCCUGGACCUUACUGAGGCACUACCCAACACCAGUCCUAGCCCUGCAACCCAUGAUGCCACUAGCACUCCACCGUUCACCUGUCCUGAUUCACAAACAACCACCAACGAUGACCCUACUGACGUUGUCACCAGCCCCUCCUCUCAAUCCAGUAUUCCAUGCAGUCAUACCCGAAUUGCUUCAGCAGAAAUAGACAAACCCUUUCGCAAACCCCGUGUGAAGACACCCCCAUAUUCACCUGUACAGACCUCAACCCUCCCCAAGCAGACAAGCAUUCCCCCACCCACCCCAGAGCAUGCACCUUUAAAAGCCAAGCUGGUAAAUAUAGAUACGUCUCCCCAUGAUACACCCCCAGUAACACCAGAGCGAACACAGAUUACUCCAAGCACAGAGGCAGACCAAUCUUCCACAUCACUGGACCAAACAGACCAAUCAGAACACCCAGACGGGGCUGCAGACGCCGGUAGUGCAUCUCAGGACAGAAGGCCGUCAACGAACUCAGAAAACAUGCAGGGUGGCCACAAGUAUGACGAUGGUUUUCUGGGAGAACAAGAUGCAGACAAGAACAGUGAGGGUGAGUUAGAGUCAGACGAAGAAGAGCUGCUGAGAGUGCUGGCUCGUUGUAAUCCCAUUUUUAUCACAUUUAGUAAGUGAUGUCACUACAAUAUUGCAGGCAAUGAACGUGAUAGGGCGGAUGACAGAGAAUGGAGGCGGUGAGGUGAAGAUGGACAACACAGACAAGUGGACAUGUCAUCGAUCAAGAAAGAAACACGACAGUCUGGUUCUCCUUGUACUGUAGGUACUGCUGAGGACAGAAUACAUUGCACAAGAUAUACAGCACAUGGGCCGCAUAAAAGAAGACACACAUAUGUCACACAUAUUUCACACACUGUAUACUGCAUAUGUAAACAUAAACCUUUGAUAAUACACAAUUAUAAGACAUAAUAUUCCAUUUAUACUAUAGAGUAAGCCUAGAUGACAGGAAUGAGUGACCUUGAAUGCACAAUGCAGUCUUUUAGA